UUCAAAAUGGCGGCCGCGGCUAUGGUGAGGUGGUGGGCCUUUUUGCUGUUGUCCCUGCUGCCUGUGAGCCGGUCCUUCUAUGUUCCUGGAGUAGCUCCACGGAAUUUCAAUGAUGGCGACGUUGUAGAUAUCAAGGCGGUAAAGCUGACCAGCUCCCGUACCCAGCUUCCUUAUGAAUACUACUCCCUGCCAUUCUGUAAACCAAAAAAGGUCUUCUACAAGGGAGAGAACCUGGGUGAGGUCUUACGUGGAGACCGCAUUGUAAACACCCUUUAUAACGUGGAGAUGAAUAAAGACAAGAAAUGUGAGCUGGUAUGUGAAAAGAGAAAGCUCAGCAUAGACGAGAGUAAGCUGAUGGCUGAGCGAAUCCAGGAGGAGUAUUAUGUUCACCUUAUUGCAGAUAACCUUCCAGUUGCCACCAGGUUAGAGUAUCCAAGCAGAGAGGGAGGAGAAGAGGAGGAUCAGAAGAAGGACACGAUAAAAGAUGUCCAGUUUGAACAUGGUUACAGAUUGGGCUUCUUUGACAAAAACAAGUUUUAUCUGCACAACCACUUGUCCUUCAUCUUGUACUUCCACAAGGAGAAACUGGUGGAGGGGGACGUUCAUGACUACAGGGUGGUGCGAUUUGAGGUUAUACCCCGGAGUGUCAAAGUAGAAGACCUGAAGCCUGCAGAGUCGCUGAAGACCUGCACCCUACCUGAAGCCAGUGGCUCUGCCGCUCAAGAGAUUGACCCUACCAAGGAGAAUGAAGUCCUGUUCACCUACUCUGUACACUGGGUGGAGAGUGAGGUGAAGUGGGCGUCUCGCUGGGACACAUACCUGACCAUGAGUGAUGUCCAGAUCCACUGGUUCUCCAUUGUUAACUCUGUGGUGGUCGUCUUUUUCCUCUCAGGUAUUCUGAGUAUGAUCAUUAUCAGGACCUUGAGGAAAGACAUUGCUAACUACAACAGAGAGGAUGACAUAGAGGACACCAUGGAGGAGUCGGGCUGGAAGAACGUCCACGGUGAUGUGUUCAGACCACCUCAGUAUCCCAUGAUCCUCAGCUCUCUGCUGGGUUCAGGGAUCCAGCUGUUUUGCAUGAUCCUCAUUGUAAUCUUUGUUGCCAUGUUGGGCAUGCUGUCUCCAUCAAGUCGAGGAGCCUUGAUGACCACUGCCUGCUUCCUCUUCAUGUUUAUGGGUGUAUUUGGUGGCUACUUUGCUGGCAGACUGUAUCGCACACUGAAGGGUCAUCGAUGGAGGAAAGGAGCAUUCUGUACAGCAACUUUGUAUCCUGCUGUGGUUUUUGGGAUCUGCUUCAUCCUCAACUGUUUUAUCUGGGGCGAACACUCGUCUGGAGCGGUCCCAUUCACUACAAUGUUGGCCCUACUGUGCAUGUGGUUUGGCAUUUCCAUGCCCUUGGUCUAUCUUGGCUACUACUUUGGCUUCCGCAAACAGCCGUAUGAUAACCCUGUACGCACCAACCAGAUCCCUCGGCAGGUCCCAGAGCAGCGCUGGUACAUGAACAAGUUUGUCGGCAUCCUGAUGGCUGGGAUCCUGCCGUUUGGUGCCAUGUUCAUUGAGCUCUUCUUCAUCUUCAGUGCCAUCUGGGAGAACCAGUUUUAUUACCUCUUUGGCUUCCUGUUUCUGGUCUUCAUCAUUUUGGUGGUGUCCUGCUCUCAGAUCAGCAUUGUGAUGGUUUAUUUCCAGCUCUGUGCAGAGGAUUACCGGUGGUGGUGGAGAACUUUCCUGGUUUCAGGCGGCUCGGCUUUCUAUGUCCUUGUUUACGCCGUUUUCUACUUUGUCAACAAGCUGGACAUUGUGGAGUUCAUCCCCUCCCUUCUGUACUUUGGCUACACCGCCCUCAUGGUCCUGUCUUUCUGGCUGUUAACGGGCACAAUUGGCUUCUAUGCCGCCUACAUGUUCAUCAGGAAAAUCUACGCUGCGGUGAAAAUCGACUAGUUAUUGCUGGUGCUGCUGUUUUUGGUUUAUUUUUUUUUCUUUUCUUUAUUUUGGUAACAUUCUAAAUAUAUAUAAAAAUGUUCUUCAUGUCCAACAAGCACUGACUUGAGUGCAGAAGGAAUGAGAGGGUUGCUUUCUACAGUGCAUCAGUCGCAACUGCUGGCCUCACAAUAAAGAAAAGCAAGGUGGCAGAUCUAAAACAGCUGUCGCCUUGCUUCUGCCUCCCUCCUCCUCCUCCUUUCCAGGACACCUAGAGGAUCUCUGUUCUGCCGGGACUAUUAAUGUCCUCUGCUGUUUCACCUUUUUCCACAAAGACAGGGGGCCAAAGCUUGUCAAACAAGGGUUUCUGCACAUUUUAUCUUUUUUUUGUGUGUGUGUUUGUGUGUGUUUUUUGAUUGUAACUUAUCCAGGUUUUUAUUUUUGUCUUCAUGGGAUUUAUCUGUGUCUUGAUUUCUAUUGGUCGCCUCCCAGGAGGCUACUUCCUUCUGGUUUCCCCACGUAAAUUCUGUUUCUACACUUUCUGCUGUCUCCGUUUUCAGACGUGACCUUCUUUUCAGAGACUUUACAGAUCAGGAAAGGAUUGAGGAUCGUUUCUGUGGUUCUGUUGUUUGUUGUGUUGAACUCAUGGAUGGAAACCACCCUGGGAAGUUCUACAUUGUAACACAAAAAUGGAUAAAUUAAAUCUUCUAUUGUUUUUUUUUA
Molecule: messenger RNA, 2640 nt
Organism: Pelmatolapia mariae (spotted tilapia)
Lineage: Eukaryota; Metazoa; Chordata; Actinopteri; Cichliformes; Cichlidae
Gene: tm9sf4
Product: transmembrane 9 superfamily protein member 4
Exons: 18
Coding region: 7-1938 (643 amino acids)
Biological process (GO): protein localization to membrane
Cellular component (GO): membrane
Source: RefSeq, a predicted model, not a curated record